CAGCAGCGAAUGUACCGCUAUGUGCGGCGGCCGACGAUGGGUGUUUUUCGCUGGAAGGCCCCACCCACACCUCGGCGGACGCACCUUGCGUCGCAAUUACCUGCUGCAGCUCGCGUCGGACGCCCAAUUCUUUGCUCGGACGUCUUCUUCCGGUCAAGGUGCACGCGAUCCGACACCCGCAACUCCGUUCUCACUGCAAUCCAAGCCGCGAUCUGAACACAAAUCCGAGCCGAGACAUAAGUCACUCGGUGGUCGGCGACAUCAACAACACCUGAGACAGCAGCCAGCAGCCUGCAACGCCUGCAACCUUGCUACCAACUUGACAAAAUUUACAUAUCCUAAAUCUUCUUUCUUAUAAACAAUUUUAAAUUUACUUCAAGAAUUAAAAAUUUGAAAAACGUCUAAUAAACCAAUUCAGUUUAAUUGUAUCGCUUUAUUACGUUCACUUGUGAGAGUUUUAAUAAACAAAUGUUAAUUAUUCUGUUGGCGUCAUCGCUAUGGUUGAAGAAUUUGCCUCUGGCGGCGCGAAAUAUCAAUAUAUUAAUGCGUAUCACAUUUUGUUAUCGUCAACUUUGAGUAAACUUUCUCAUCCUUCAGUAAACAUUUGUUAGGUUAGGUUUGAUAUGACACGAGAAGAAGAAGCGGUUCUACUGACAAUGAGUAUAAUAUAAAAAUAGAGGCGACAACAAAAAUCGUUGAGACAUUUUUAAGAGUAUGAGAAAAAAUAUAUUGAAAAACAGUAUUAUUCAUAACGAUUUUUAAGAAGAUAUUAUAUAAUCUAAUUAAUAUUACUUACUAGUAAUAACGGUAAAACAAUAUUGUUACUUUUUUAAUGAUAGAAGGCUUCUUUGAUUUUUAAACACUUCUGCUUUUAUUUACAUGAAGUUGAACAAGGUGCAAAGGAUAGAGAGGAAGUGCAGAGGAGAGGGUCUAUCCGUAUAAAAUACGGGCUGAUAUAAUCAGUAGUUGGUCGGUCUGCGGAUGUUUAUUGUGCGUGACUUGAUUGGAACUUUUUAAAGAGCUCAAGUCUCUUCCUCUUCUACUUCUUUCUUACUAACAUUGAAGGCUGGUGGCUUUAUCUACCUAUCAAAUCUGUAUUUAUUUAAGAAAAAUGAUUUUUAAAAAAAAUAGCAAAUUAAUAGUAAAUUCAAGUUGGUGCAAUAAAGGCUGUCUGACUGAGUAACCCCAUUCUCUAAUUUAGUUUUUCACUAGCAGAGUUUCAAUAAUCCACAUAAAAUGCCUCUUAAAAAUGAAAUUAAAUAAAAACUUACAACUAUACAUUCUGCUACACUCCUUAACUAAAAAACUCAUUUUCUAUUGCGUUGUAUAAUUAUAUUUCCAUGGUGGCGUAAAAUUGAGAUGAAAAUAGAAACAAUUCAAACUUGAAACAGUAAUUAAAAGCGCGAGAGUGCAAGGCCUAAUGACGUCAUUUGUCACAAUUUCUAAAAAUCGAUUAAUGGACAGAAAGAUGGUUAUCCCUUAUUUAAAAAUAUUUCAGCUAGCGUGACAUUGUAAUUAAUAUCGGCGGCGCACCCGUAGUCUGUUUCCCUCAACCGUGUUUAUUUCAUGACGAGAUCCAUACUCAAAUCACACACGCAGGUUGACAUGAUGUCGCACGCGGCGUUUUUCAUAGGGAUGUGCGUCUUAUUGGAUAAUCUAGUUAUGGUAAAUUUGGUCGUAAACUCCAAUGGAAAAAAGAUGGAGAAGCAAAUUGCAGGCCUGCUUCCAGGGACGGCGGCCUGGCGGCUAAUUUAUGAGCCCUGCAAAAUAACGUGCGGCGGCUCUUAUCAAAGGUCAGUAGCGGUGUGCAUGAAGGGCGACUGGCGAGUAGACGAGUCCUCAUGCAACGGCGACAAGCCCCAAGAGCAGACCAAGCCCUGCGGCCAACAGCCCUGCUUCUCACCAAGGUGGCGGCAAUUUAACUACUCAGAUUGCAGCGGGUCCUGUGGUUCUGGCAAAGUGCUGCAAGUUUCAAAGUGCUACGUUCAAUCGAAGAAUUCAAACGGACAGGCUGUUUUUCUUGAGGUGGCAGAGCGAAUGUGUCUACCGGAUCUGCGACCAACGCCGACGCCGACCCCGAUCGAUUGCAAACUACCCGAUUGUCCGCAGACUUUGGCCAAGGUGGAUACUAGUCCAGGCAGCUCUAACGACCCCAAAAAAGGCUCAAACGGCGCCGCCACAAGUGCAGUCCUCACAACUUCAAUCGUCGGUUUGGCCAGUUUGACGGCCGCUCUUUUCAGAAUUCUCCUUUUUGGUAGCUGAGAGCGAGAUGAACGCUUGUGCAAAAGACUGAAAAUGUGAAUCGUUUUUUAAACUGCAGAAAAAUUUUAUUGCUUGAGGAUCCAUGAUUUUGUUUUCAUUUGCCGCUCUCCAAUUGUGUCAGCCGUUGGAGCACCAAUCUUCUUCCAGGCACGAAAAAACAAAACAGC
Messenger RNA from Neocloeon triangulifer, 2429 nucleotides. RefSeq names its product ADAMTS-like protein 3. Gene Ontology annotation, cellular component: extracellular matrix. Gene Ontology annotation, biological process: extracellular matrix organization. The record is from RefSeq and is a predicted model, not a curated record. Gene Ontology annotation, molecular function: metalloendopeptidase activity. Bases 1567 to 2262 code for a protein of 231 amino acids. The transcript has 6 exons. Lineage: Eukaryota; Metazoa; Arthropoda; Insecta; Ephemeroptera; Baetidae.